UGAUUAAUUAAAAUAAAUUAUUAAUCAAAUAAUGACGGAGCUGCUCAUUGAUCCGGACAUUCGCGUGUGGGUUUUCUUGCCCAUAGUGCUGAUCACCUUUUUGGUUGGCAUAGUGCGCCACUAUGUGUCUAUUCUGAUAUCAACCCAAAAGAAGGCCGAAAUAACCCAGAUCCAGGACAGUCAAGCCAUGAUUCGCGCUCGCCUCCUGCGGGAAAAUGGCAAAUACUUGAGCGCCCAGUCAUUCUCCAUGAGGAAAAACUACUUUAACAGCGAGGAAACGGGCUACUUCAAGACCCAGAAGCGGGCGCCUGUGGCCCAGAACUCAUCUGCCAUGCUGACUGACAUGGUAAAAGGGAACUUCAUCAACGUAUUGCCGAUGGUCGUCAUCGGAGGAUGGAUUAAUUGGAUGUUCUCUGGUUUCGUGACCACCAAGGUGCCGUUUCCGCUGACCUUGCGCUUCAAGCCCAUGUUACAACGUGGAGUUGAGCUAGCUUCCCUGGACGCUGCCUGGGUCUCAUCCGCCUCCUGGUAUUUCCUCAACGUAUUCGGCCUGCGCUCCAUCUACACGUUAGUCCUGGGCGAGAACAACCACGCGGACCAGACUCAGGCACAGGCAGAUGCAAUGACUGGCGCCGCCAUGACCAUGCCGCAGGACCCUAAGGCAGCCUUCAAAGCGGAAUGGGAGGCGCUGGAGAUCACAGAGUACCACAAUGCCCUGAAAAACAUAGACGCCGACAUGCUAAACAUCGUUGCAGCCUCCGACCAAAGUGAAUAAGAAAGUUUUCGCAAUUUAGAUGUCCUAGCAAAUUUCCAAUAUAACAAAGAAGAUUUUGUUUAAUUGUAGAGUAGACUUUGGUAACAAUAAA
Messenger RNA from Drosophila persimilis, 866 nucleotides. RefSeq names its product ER membrane protein complex subunit 3 (gene EMC3). NCBI's taxonomy places the organism in Eukaryota, Metazoa, Arthropoda, Insecta, Diptera, Drosophilidae. Bases 32 to 775 code for a protein of 247 amino acids. The record is from RefSeq and is a predicted model, not a curated record. Gene Ontology annotation, cellular component: EMC complex; membrane. The transcript is spliced from 2 exons. Gene Ontology annotation, biological process: protein folding in endoplasmic reticulum.